UGGCUGGGAGGCUGAGGAGGUGGCAGGGGUGGGAGGGGCCUCUUGGGAAAGCUGCUUUCCGUGUGGGCAGCAUUUGCCGGCUCUCUGGGUCCCUGGGGAGAUGGCACGUGGCAGGUGCUUGGAGAGGGCACUUGAUAAAGGUCUGGAGGUGGGAAUGGUGCUGAGUGGAGAACAGUGCACAGGUGAUAGGCCUGCCAGGGGUGAGGGUGGAUCUUUGAGAAAAGUCGGAGCAGGGCUUGGGUGGAGCCAUGAGGGCCAGCGAUGGAAUUCGUGGGGGCCUGGAUUCAGGGCUUGGGGUUGUUCGGGCAGAUGAGGGAGGGCAAGUGGGUCUCCUGCAGAGCCCGUGCUGGGCAUCAGUAGAUGAUCACCCUUUUCCCCACGGAACCUGCACGCAGCCUCCUUGCCGGCGUCCUUCCCAACUUGGCAGGCCAGGCAGCCACUACCCACCCAGAGGUACCUGAAAAUGCCAACGGCUUCACCUUCUCUGCACACACACGGGAAUCAUGGGAGGGUCUCUAGUGGGAGAGUAAGCUGAUAAAGCACACGCUCAGGAGGAUGGAUCUAGAAUCAGUGAGGAGGAGGACGCAGGAAGGGGAGCAAGCUGCCCUGGACUCAGGACCCCUUCCGCCUGCCGGGCUGAGCCUCGCAUGAGUAUUUCGCUUCUUCCUCCCAGUAUCACCAGGCAGGCGCUGGGCUUCCCCAUUGUAGUGGUGAGGAAGCUGGCGAUGGAGCCAGAAGAAAAUCCCAAUCCUGUCUGACCCCAGAGUUUGUGCUCUUCCUAUUCCGUCGCCAUCCCUCUACCCAUAGCACCCAGGCGGGAGUGACAGGGGCCUGGCUUGGAGGACAGGCUGCAAGAGAGCUUUCAAAAGAAGGAACUGUGUCGAACUGUAUCAGGAGGCAGAGAGCACCUCACAUGUACUGUGUGUCUUCCUAGCAGCCCCUGAACGGUGGCGAAAAGUGGAAAAGUGUGCAAGAACCAAGGAGCUGACGUGUUCUCUGAUGUGCCUGGAGAAGCAGGACCUGUUCAACAAGUUCAAAGGCCGUGUGCGGGCGGUCUCUCCCAGCGCCAAGUCCCCCUGGGUGGAGUCCAAGUACCUGGAGUACCUUUUUGAAGUGGAGCCAGCCCCACCCGUCCUGGUAGUCACUCAGACAGAGGAGGUCCUGAAGGUCAAUGCUACCUACCAGCUGCCCCCCUGCAUGCCCCCAUCGGAUCUGAAGUAUGAGGUGGAUUUCUGGAAGGAGGGGACUGGGAACAAGACACGAUUUCCAGCCACUUCCCAUGGCCAGCCAGUCCAGAUCCCCCUCCAGGCGGAUGCCAGUGGAUACCACUGCCUCAGCGCCAGAACCAUCUACACCUGCGGUGACCCUAAAUACAGCGAGUUCUCCAAGCCCACCUGCUUCUCCCUGGGGACCCCAGGAGUCCACUGGGCAUUCCUGGUGCUGCUACCACUUCUGCUGCCGCUGCUGUUGGUUACUGCCACGGGCUGUGUGAUCUGGAGGAGCUUCAGAGGGAACCCCUGGUUUCAGCGGGCAAAGAUGCCACAGGCUCUGGACUUUUCUGGACACAGAUACCCCGUGGCAACCUUUCAGCCCAGUGGCCCAGAGUCACUGGAGGACUUGACCCUCUGUCCCCAAAAGGAGCUGACCAGAAGGGUCAGACUGACCCCUAGAGUCAGGGCCCCAGCCACCAUUCAGGCCGGAUCAGAGGACGACGAUGACGAGGAGGACGACGCAGACGCCAAUGUCACCGUCCAGCCCUACAUUGUGCCCCGUGGUUUCCUGGAGCAGGAGCCCCAGACCCCCGGGCACUCGGAGGCAGGGGUCCAGGUCGAAGGCUGUCCUGCUUGCGAUGCUUCAGACGGAAGCUGGGCCAGCACUGGCGGCUCCUCCCUCCUGGAGGAGGCCGGGUCCUCUGGCUAUUUGGCCAAGAAGGGGCCAGACCGAGGGCUGGGUAGGAGCAGGUGUCCGGAGCCUCUCCCAGUCCCCGAAUUCUCCAAGGACUUGGGUUCCCUGGAAGAGCUCCAGAGAAACAGCAUCUCCUGGGCCAGCUGGGGCUCCUCACCGAGGCCGGAUCUGGUCCCCGGGGAGCCUCCAGUUUCUCUUCGGACACUGACCGUCGCCUGGGACAGCAAUGCCGAGGAGGAGGAGGAGGAGGAGGAGGAGGAAGAGGAUGGAGAGGAAUCAGAAACUGAGGACAGUGGUGCUGGAAGCUGGGGGGCCAACAGCCUCCAGAGGACUGGAGCCAGGAGUAGGACGCUGGGGCAUUACAUGGCCAGGUGAGCUUCCUGCCAAAUCCGGUGCUACUGAGCUUCCCAGGGGCCCAAGACGCCACAGAGACUUGAGGCCUGGGAGCAUGGUCCUGGGGCAGCCAUGGUUCUUGCAGCGCUUCCAGAACCCCAGCUAGAGGCUGUCAGUCGGCUUGAGCAGUAAGACCCACCCCAUCCUGUGGCCCACCCGCCCUGGGCUGAGCCACAAGAGGACUAGAGAAAAGGAUGGGCUCAGGUCAGGUCACCCCACUGUCUCUGGACAACACGAAACAGGUGAGACCAGGUCACUGGCAUCAGGGCUGACACCACCAGGGCCAUCUGGGCUCGAAGAGGACAUUCGGAGGCUCGGCUGUGUCAGAGCCUCCUGCCUUCCUCCCCAAGGCUUGGCCUCCUGACUCAUGAGUCCCCCCGGGGCGGGCCCCCAAGAGGAAAAGUCUAGUUAGCAGAGGGUGCUGGAGGGGAAGGGAAAGGGCGGCCGUCAUUCACAUCCCAGGCUCCAGCUGGGGAGAAUGCUCUAGGCUUACCGUCAGGCAGACCAGGGUCCAGAUCCCGGUUCUGCCACUUCCUGAUUGUGUGACCUUGAGUAAGCCGCUCUUCUCCUGGGUUCCU
This is a messenger RNA of Myotis lucifugus (little brown bat), 2876 nucleotides long. It is a transcript of the gene IFNLR1, whose product is annotated as interferon lambda receptor 1. Gene Ontology annotation, molecular function: protein binding. Lineage: Eukaryota; Metazoa; Chordata; Mammalia; Chiroptera; Vespertilionidae. The transcript has 6 exons. The record is from RefSeq and is a predicted model, not a curated record. The coding region runs from base 1000 to 2280 and encodes 426 amino acids.